UAGUGUCACAUGCGUUCGGCUGUGUUUAUGAUUUCACGUCAAAAUGGCUGCCGCGUAAAGUCCAGUUUACCGAGGACGCUUCAAAAAACGGAGGGAAACAACCCGGAAGUGUCUGAGCAGCCGCCACAUUAAGAUCUGUUUGGAUUCUCUACAGGAUAAAGAAGGACGACACACAAAAUGUCGGACCGGCGGGUGACCUACCUGCUGCAGCCGGUUAUGCUCCGUCCUCGUCGGCGUGGGACUCGGGCGGAGACAGGUGAGGGUCCAGCGGUCAGGUGGUCCCAGGUGGUCCCAGGAAACACGUGACGCACUUUGAAAAGUGUUCGUCGCUAAAUGUCCACCUGACCUCAUCGUCACCAUGACACAGACACAUUUUGACCUCGGACCCUGCAGUAACGCAGCGGAGAGGCGACGGGACAAAGGUCACGAGCCAAUCACACGUGGCUUGCCUGUAGAGGAUGUAGGAGAUCGGACAGCAAGGUGGAGCUUUCUCAUUAAGAACCAUGUCAUCUCCAGAGGUGUGCUGGCCUGUGCCGAUGCGAGCCAUUGGGGCUCAGAACCUCCUCACCAUGCCCGGGGGAGUUUCCACAGCAGGGUACCUCCACAAGAAGGGGGGCAGUCAGUUCAGCCUCAUGAAAUGGCCUCUGAGAUACAUCAUCAUCCACAAGGGCUGUGUGUACUACUUUAAGAGCAGUACUUCUGCAGCACCACAGGGGGCGUUCUCUCUCAAUGGCUACAACAGAGUGAUGAGAGCAGCAGAGGAGACGACGUCCAACAAUGUUUUUCCUUUUAAGAUCGUCCACUUCAGCAAGAAACACAGGACGUGGUUUUUUUCUGCCGCCAGCGAGGACGAGAGGAGGAAAUGGAUGCGACACCUGCGGAGGGAGAUCGAUCACUACAAUGACCGGAAAGAAUCCCUAAUUCCCAGCGACUCUGACUCAGAUGCUGACAGUUUCUACGGCAGCAUCGAGCGGCCCAUGGACAUCAAACACCACAACAGUAACGCAGACGAUGAUUACGUCGAGGAGGAUGAUGAUGAUGAUGAUGAGGAAGACUAUCUGAAGCCCGACGCCAACUAUUCGCCGCCACAUACAGGUCGACCGACGGGGCCACCCCCCUCCUACCCUCCCCCUCCGGUGCCGCCAGUGUUCCAGCUUCGUCAAGACUCUGGUCCAAGUUUCCACAAAGGCCCACCUCCUCCCGUCCCAUCACAGCACAGAACCUCGAUCUCCCCACUCCCCAAAAGACCUCCGCCCGCUUUCCCACCUCCCUUCAGACUGAAGGACCCAAACAAAGGCCCCCCUCCUUCCCCUCUCCCCUUAAUGUCCCACCUGAGCAUGCCCUUGUCUUCAGACUCUCCUCCUCCUCCUCCUCCGCCCAAUCCAAAGAGAACUCCUCCUCUGAACAAGGCGCCAUACACAGGUGUGCCAGGGAACAGCAAGAUUGACUGGAGGCCAAUUUCAAACCAAUUUGCCUCCACUCUGCCCAUCUGUGAGGAAUUAGACAAAAGGAUGGUGCUAAAUGGUCCCGCCCACUGCUCCGUGAAUGUUGGAGGGAGCCAGUCGCUGGGAAACAGCCACCUCCACAGCAGGCCCACUCUGCUGCCCCAUAAGUCCCCAAAUCCUGGAAGGUCCACCACCAGACCUGGGACAUCAGAAUCCCUGUCCCCCAAUCAGAUGUCCCCCUGUCUCCCACCACUCCCUGACCACCCUCCGAUCUCUCUUCUGCUCAAACCUGGACUACACAAUAAGCCGGGGGUGAGCCAACCUCCUCCACCAGCCGUCAAACCCCCAACACCUGCAGCCAAGCCCAAGCAACCAGGAACCGCUCUUCAAAGAGCAUCACCAGAGGGCCAGAGCUUCCGCUCGUCAGGGGACGAGGUGCCGUUGGAGUUCAGGAGGGAACGAGAUCCGGUCAAAGGCAGAGACGACUCGGAUGACGACUACGAGAAUGUGCAGCUGCCGGACUCCGUGUUCAUCGACACAACUGAAACCAGCUUCGUAGAAAAGUUAUUCAGAGAGGGUCUCGAGCCCCCAGAGGACGGAUUGUACGGCAUCAGAAACUCUGGAACCAAAACCUCCCAGGUGUUGGUGGUGUGGGAUGUCAGUUUAGCCAAAGCCAGAAACUACCGACUGUUUGUGGACAAUGACCAAAUGUUUCUGGAUGGUGAAGUGACCUUCCCCUCCCUGUCAGCUCUGAUCGAACACUACCACAACCAUCCUCUUCCUCACCACGGCUCGCUCUGCCUGCAGAAGCCUUUCAUGAGACUUUGAGCGUCGGAUCCACACACAGUCAGCAGAGCUCAGACCUCCGUGAUGGCAUGAAUUGACAUGCAAACAAACAAACAAAUGAAUGGGUGAAACCAUAAAGUCCCAACAACUGAAACCGGAGCAGGAGAACCACUCACGAGUGGUGAGGUCCAAUCCAAGAGCGAGUCAGAUGGACGUGGAGUGUUUUGUCCACAGAGGGGCGCUGUGACACAAUACCACACAGUUGACUCCUGGAAUCUGUCUGAUCGCAAAACCCACAGCUGCAGAUUUUAGUUCAUCAGAAUCCGUUCAGCAUUUUUUAUUUAAACGUUGUAAAAUAGACAUUUUGAAAGUAUAACUCAUGCCUCGUUAUAAUAUUACUGGUGCCACAUGUUUGGAAACAGCUUUUCCAGUUUGUGCCGCACUGACUUUAAUACUGCACAUGACUAUAUGUAAAUGCUUUAUCUACUGUAAAAUAAAUGUGUCUAUAAAAAUGUAAAUACAACAUUUUCUACAGACGUGUAAUAUGUUGAGAAUUUAUAAAGGA
Molecule: messenger RNA, 2796 nt
Organism: Paralichthys olivaceus (Japanese flounder)
Lineage: Eukaryota; Metazoa; Chordata; Actinopteri; Pleuronectiformes; Paralichthyidae
Source: RefSeq, a predicted model, not a curated record